UUUGGCCAGGACCCACCUCUUUUAAGAAUUUGUGUUCACUGAGAGGAGCUUACUUAGAUCGUGCACUCAGUUUUUGUGCUGUGACAAUACACAGUGUUGGGUUUUUGGGUUGUUGUUUUUUUUUUGUUUACUAGAUGCAUCUGGGGUUUUUUAUACAUUAUACCAAAUUAGUGUAAUUUACAAAGGAAUGGCUUGAAACUACGGAUUUGGUUACUACUUGAAACGAUUACAAUGCAUAGAUCUCUCAGUUUGAGAUUAUCCAAAGUACUACAUGAUUACAGCUACCCAGUGGAGAGCGGGACUCUCCUCAUGAAAGCCAAGAAGGAGAAGAUGGUGAAAAAGAAGCUGGAACAAAAGAAAGCCUUUAGUCUGGAGGAAGCUCAGCUCGAGAUGGAGCAGCAGAGCAAGUGCCAGAGCAGGCCGGCCCUGCCCAGGUCUCAGACAAUUGGAGGACCUUUGGAAAGGAACGACAGCAUGAACUCAAGAAGUAGCUUCAUGAAGCACAACAAAACUUUCCACAAACUCUUUCCAGACAUCCCUGAGAGCGAAGACUUAUUACACGCCUACAUCUGUGCUCUGCAGAGAGAGGUACCAUACCAUGGUCGUCUCUAUAUCACAGAAAACAACGUGUGCUUUCACUCCUCUGUUCUUCUCAAGGCCACCAAGGUGGUGAUCCCCGUGUCUAAUAUCACUGUGCUGAAGAAGCAGAACACAGCGCUGCUGGUGCCAAACGCUCUGUCCAUCCGCAGCAACCUGGGAGAAAAGUAUUUGUUCGUGUCUCUGCGGAACCGCGAAGGCUGCUACAGGCUGCUGUGCGCUGUUUGCUUACAUCUGGAGGAUGGCAGCCCCAACAGCAGCCCUCUUUUCUCGUCCGCCGAGAACAGCUUCGAUCAGGGCAAACUGGUGAACUCAAGUCAGUCAAGCCUGACUGAUGCCUGCGAGGAGCUUGAUGGAACAGAUUCUGGUCUUUUACUGCAACCUUCACCUACUAUACUUCACAGAGCCUCAAUCUCGAAUGGAAGUCCUUCAAAUUUAAGAAGUCCUCGCAGAGAUGAUGAGAGUCCGACAGAGGAGCACACGGGGGGCUCAUGGAUGUGGAGUGUGACUGACGGAGCCAGAUCACUGCUCAUCCAGAGAGGAGCCACCAACCUCAACACCCUGCUGCUCAUUUACUUAAUGCUGGUGGUGCUGCUCGUGUUGUCCUCUGGGUACAUCGGCCUGCGUAUUGUGGCUCUGGAGGAACAGCUGACCACUCUAGGAGCCUUGCCUGAAUUCACCCUACACAGCGGGUACAAGGACACAUAAACAUGCCGGUGAAAGGAGAGACUUAUUUAUCUGAUGACCGUGAGGAGGAUUGACGGUUUCUGAUGGUGUCUGUCCAUAUUUCAGCAUUUCUCAGACCCCAGUAGAGCCAAAGUGCUGUGAGUAUUAUUCACUCAGCAAGAAGAAAACCAAAGCGCUCUGUGACUCCGCAUCCUACCAGGAGUCUUGUGACGUUUUUCCUCCCGAUGAACCAAAGACUCUGCUCUGAGCCGGACGGCAGGGCGGCACUCUAAUGACAGCGAAAACAGAAACCAAGCAGUUUCUAAAGAAUGGCUGUCUGCUAGUGUAACCCGUUUACACUUUGUUUCAGGCUUUUCCUCCUUUUCCUCUCAACUUGAUUGAUGAUUGAGGCUCUCAUCCUUUCUGUUCAAGCUCCUCUCGUGAAGAUGAUUUUUCUCUCUUUCGAAUCACCAGGUGGCAGUAUUCUACCUUGCUUUGGCAUGAUUCAGAAAUUCAUGAACGAUUCUUGCUCAGUGGCCUAUCUUUUCCCCUUUUCCCUUCUUUUGUUUUUUUUUUUCUCUCCGUAAUUUAUGGAUGUAUGCAUCUUCUAUGCACAAAAUCUCCCGAUCAGGUAUUUUUAGCCUCUUUUGUUUGUCUGUCUGUUUUGUACUUUGGUAGAACAAAGUAGUCGAUGGCCGUUUCUAAUCAGAUGAACUGUUAAAAAGAUCUAGAGGCACUGUGCAGCCCAGACGGGAAGUUUUUGAGAUUCACCACACAAAAAGACUCUGAGCGAAACUGCCAAAGAAAAAAAGAGAGAGAGAAACAUACUUGUCACAUUUCAAAACCUGACAAACCUUUGACAAGGUCCAAUAUAUGCAUGGUUGGUGUGAGUGUACAUACGAUUGUAGAAUAAGAGACUUGAAGCAAAUCAGUGCACUUUAAUGUGUGUGGAUAGUACGCAGGCAUCAAACUGUACAAUGAGGAAGUCUGCUAUCAUCAACCGGAUCUGGAGUAAUAUUCCGGCAUUAUGCUUCAUUCCACCUGCACAUACUUGUGCUUUACUGUGUAUCAGGGUGUCCACAGGUAUACAAUUUUACAUUCUAGUUACAAUGUUUCAGACAACUGUUAUAUAUAGAAAAUAUUAAAACAUUUGCACAUAAGGAACAUACUUGAAUUAUAUGUAUUUUGCGUUAAGAAAAAGACUAAACAUGUUAGUGCGUUUAAAGCUUUAAUAUGCUAUUUUUUUGUUCUCUAUAUUCGGACAGAUGUUUUAAGCGGCAAGAAUGAAAAUUAUUGAAUUUCCAUUUCCCCAAAUCCUAGCCCAAUAGCAGGAAGCUAACACUGACUUGAUUUAACACACUCGUCUGGUACAAGUGACCCUGGUAUUAUCCAGUAUCAAAUAUUUUCAAAACCGAGUCACAUGAGAAAACUAAGUCAAUCAUGCCCGAUUUGGAAUAGCCUAAGAUCUUGGACAUAUUCGACUUUGGCCUUGGAUUUGUACUAUAAGUAGUCUCAGAUGUGUGGACACUCUGGUGCACUUUGUCUUUCAAUCUCUAGCCACUAAAGGGGGGUAGAUUUGAGCUCAUCUCUAGUUGACAGGUUUCCAUUUUACAGUUGACCUGUAAAAUGUUGGCGAGUUCACACCAGCCAGAGCAACUUGAAUAUCAUCAUGCAGAUAUGGUUGUUACGGCGUCAUUUUGUAGACUAGUUGAUCAUAAGCUCGCUACACUGCUUAAUGUCAGCCGUGCAUCCUGUGGAAGUCCACAAGCAAAGGUCAGCCAUCUUGCACAUAGAUAACGGUGCGUGUAGCUGAAACGGAGUACAAUGCCGGCUCCAGAUGGUGCUAAAGAGUCUUUUACUCAGGGCUUCUCACACUCGGCGCCCUGUUUCUUGCAAUCCCUUACAGUGUACAUCUGCGCGUUCUCAGCUCAGCUCAUAAAGAAUUAGCUAAUAAUUUAAGUAAAGUGUGUUAUAGCAUGGAAAGAACAUGUUGAAUGCAUCUCUGGGAUUUCCUCUCCAACCUCUCUCAUCUGCUGUUCCUUUAUCAGAGUAGCACAAUGCUAAGUCCAGUUGUGUUGAUUACUAAUUACAAUGUCUGUGUAACACCAGGAUGGUCUAUUUUAUUUAUUUAAAAUCUAUCUAUCUAUACCCCCAAUACAAGGUGCAUGUUGAUCAUCCCGCUGGGGUAUUUCAGGCUCCAAUCAGUUCAUUAUGAUUUCCUGAUUGGAUCAUUUUAUUUUCAUCUAGUAACAAGGAAAGAAGUGUUGCACAGAGACUAAAGGUAUUGUACUUGACUCACUCUGAGCUCUAAUUCACUUUCAAUAACAACAAUGCAGGAAUUCAAUGAGUGUAUCAUUUCUGUUUGUACUAUUGAAGGGCAUGUAAAUAUUAUUUUGUAUUGAUUUGUCUUUAAACGAGUCCCCACCGAUUUAUUUAUUGCGUUUUCUGUAAGGCAAAGUGAUCUCUGUGAGACCGGCUUUGAUAUUUGAAUAAAUCAAAUGAUAAGUGCA
This is a messenger RNA of Ictalurus punctatus (channel catfish), 3773 nucleotides long. RefSeq names its product GRAM domain-containing protein 2B. The record is from RefSeq and is a predicted model, not a curated record. Lineage: Eukaryota; Metazoa; Chordata; Actinopteri; Siluriformes; Ictaluridae. The coding region runs from base 232 to 1305 and encodes 357 amino acids. The transcript is spliced from 12 exons.